AUGGGGUUGGUAGACAACUCUAUUACUUUGACCACCUGCGGUAUUGGUCUUCUCCUUUGUAUUGUGGGGAAUGUCAUAUAUAACAUUUACUUCCAUCCCCUGAGCAAGUUUCCGGGUCCCAAAUAUCUAGCAUUGGGACGAAUCCCGGUGACUUUGGCAACCCUGCGCGGUCAGAGAGCGCAAUUUCGAUUCAAUGCCCACAGGAAGUAUGGCGAAAUUGUCCGGAUCGCAUCCAAUGAACUCAGUUUCGCCCAUUCACAGGGGUGGCGAGAUAUCUACGGGACGCAGUCCAAAGUUCAAGUGACCAAAGCAGUGAGUGGUGUAGAGGAGAAGGAAGGGGCCCAGUCUGUCGUUACCGCUGAAGGGGCUACUCACACGAGGCAAAAGCGGAUGAUGACCACCAUGUUCUCAGAGAAAAUGCUGAGGGAGAAGGAGACACUUUUUGUCCGCUACGCUGAUUUGCUAAUAAAGCGUCUGGAGGGGUUUGAAGGACAUCCAGUAGCAUUGGCUGAUUGGUAUAACUUCACCACUUUCGACAUAAUCGGUGAUCUUCUCUUUGGCGAACCACUUGGGAUGCUCUCAAAUUCGAAGUAUGUUCCUUGGGUCAGGUCUAUCCACGACUUUCUCAAAGCAUUUGCCAUGAUUGUAGUACUGUAUGAGUAUCGUUUGUUUCGAGCCCUUUGGGCUCUUGUACCCUCAAAAGCCCUCAACAACUUACGGGACACUCAUUUCCGCUAUACAGGACUGAAGCUGGAGCGUUACCUAAGUCGUGACGCAAAUUCACGUCCGGGUCUCAUGGGAUACUUGUUGGAUGGUGGCAGCCGAAAGGGACUCAACUUGGAGGAAGUCCACACAAACGCUCCCAUUCUCGUUUUCGGAGGUAGUGAGACUUCUGCAACUCAAUUACGUUGUCUGACCUUCCUCCUUUUCAAAAACCCUGACAAGAUGGACAAGUUGAUAACCGAGAUUCGGACCAAAUAUUCCUCAUCUGAGCAAAUCACAUACGACUCACUCCUGGAGCAAACUUAUCUCAACGCGUGUAUUGAGGAAGGUCUACGAUAUUACCCUCCCUGUACCAAUGGCUUGCCCAGAACCGUCCCGAAAGGCGGAACCACUAUCUGUGGCGAGUUCGUUCCCGGUGGCACUAAUGUUUCUGUUGCCACGUACUCUCUCCUCCGCUCACCUAGAUACUUCUACCAAGCGGACUCAUUUAUUCCAGAGAGAUGGCUUAAGGAAGGUGAAGGCGGCAGUUCACUUUUCGCGACUGAUGAAAAAGCAAUUGUUCUUCCGUUCAGCUAUGGGCCACAUAACUGUCCAGGCAAAAAGAUGGGUUACUACGAAAUCAGACUUAUCCUAUCCAAGGUCCUCUGGCAUUUUGACCUGAAACUUCUCCCCGAAGACGGCGGGGAGGAAGACUAUUGGGACAGUAUGCAAAACUAUCAAACUUGGACCAGACGGCCGCUGAAGGUAAUAGCAAAGCCUGUCCAAAGAUGA
This is a messenger RNA of Paracoccidioides brasiliensis Pb18, 1494 nucleotides long. RefSeq lists its product as uncharacterized. Gene Ontology annotation, molecular function: oxidoreductase activity, acting on paired donors, with incorporation or reduction of molecular oxygen; iron ion binding; monooxygenase activity. The record is from RefSeq and is a predicted model, not a curated record. The transcript is spliced from 3 exons. Bases 1 to 1494 code for a protein of 497 amino acids.